Molecule: messenger RNA, 678 nt
Organism: Gongylonema pulchrum
Lineage: Eukaryota; Metazoa; Nematoda; Chromadorea; Rhabditida; Gongylonematidae
Source: the annotation of a GenBank genome assembly
AUGCCGAGGAGCGCGAGAAUUCCGGGAAGAAACGACGAAGAUCAUGCAGAGAAUCAGCUGAUAAUGCUAGAAGAACGAGUUCUCAAUACAUUUGACGGGAGCAGUGAUUUUGCUGGCACACCGGAAUCCUGGGAUGUAAAAGCAUACGUUUCGAAAGUGACAAUUUGUAUUGUAAACGAAAGUUCUGAUGGUAUGACACUGGAAUUUGACCUGAUUGGCACCGAAGCACCAAUUGCGAACGCAAUCCGACGGGUUCUCAUCGCUGAGGAUGAAGUUUUAUGUCAUCGUUUUGGACUGCUACCGAUCAAGGCAGAUCCACGGCUGUUUGAGAUGCCACUUACACGGGUUAUUGGGAUCAAUGAAUCCGGUGUGGAUUGUGAUGAAGAGCCACCAGGUGAUCCAAAAAGAAAUCUGAUUUUUGAACUCAAAGUGAAAUGUACGAAGAAGCCACCAGCCCUAAAGAUCGCCACAGAUCCCAAGGAACUUUAUCAGAAUGCCUUUGUAUACACAAAAUCAUUCAAAUGGAUACCGAUUGGGGCCCAAUCCACCUCCCUCCGUGAUCGACCAGCAAUGGCAAAUGACGAUAUCCUGGUUGCACAGCUUCGGCCGGGCCAACAAAUCGAAGCAAGGUAUCAACUGGUUUUCUUGCGCUUAUAUCCCACUUUUCCAGUAAUUUAG